CAACGCAGGUGGCACAUGUACAUAUAAACCCGUUCCACUUGAGCGAACAUUGAUCGAAGCCCAAGUCCUCAAAAGCACACACUCCUUCCUGACACGCUUAACUACUAUCUUACACUCAUUCAACCACCGAACUCAAUUCAUUCAUUCUUUUCUUUUGAUCCCAAGCAUCCAAACACCAUGAGAUUCACGUUCUUUGCUGCUCUCGCCCUCCUCGGCACUGCUUUUGCGGCUCCUGCGCCUACUACCUCUACAGCUACUAUCCCGGCUGGUCAAACCUGCAAGAAGGACGGAAGUAUGGGCGUCUGCCAGAGCGGAUACUGCUUGCAAGAUGAGAGGGCCUCUUCUGGAGUUUGCAGGUGAAAUAAAGGAAUCCCCCGAAACAACGAGCUGCUUAUAAGGAAGGCGUUAUAUAUACCUUU
Aspergillus novofumigatus IBT 16806 is the source of this 419-nucleotide messenger RNA. RefSeq lists its product as uncharacterized. The transcript has 3 exons. The record is from RefSeq and is a predicted model, not a curated record. The coding region runs from base 178 to 360 and encodes 60 amino acids. Lineage: Eukaryota; Fungi; Ascomycota; Eurotiomycetes; Eurotiales; Aspergillaceae.